Molecule: messenger RNA, 851 nt
Organism: Eucalyptus grandis
Lineage: Eukaryota; Viridiplantae; Streptophyta; Magnoliopsida; Myrtales; Myrtaceae
Product: organ-specific protein S2
Exons: 2
Coding region: 55-639 (194 amino acids)
Source: RefSeq, a predicted model, not a curated record
CAACUUAGAACAGCAUACUCACCUUCAAAGACAGAAGCUCAAACGCAGAGAGAGAUGAAUCCUCAAGUAUCUUUCGUGGUGCUCAUCGCCGUCCUGAUCUUCACUGGCACGGCAGUUGCUAGAACAGACCCGGGUGAGUACUGGGUGAGCAUCAUGAAAGGAGAACCCAUGCCAGAAGCAAUUGAAGGCCUCCUCCAUGUGAUCAACCCUGCAUCAGAUCGACCUCAUCUCACUUCUCUCCCCGAGAAGGAGGCUGACUGCCACGGAGAUGACAAGCUAGAGGACCAUAAACGACUCAUAGGUGAUUUUGAGCCGAGGCCCGAUGUCACAGCUUACGGGAACGAUGCCAAGCUUCAACAGAAGAAAUUCACGGAGGAUAUUGAGCCGAGGCCUGAUGUCACGGCUUAUGGGAACGAUGCCAAGCUCCAACAGAAGAAGUUCGCAGAGGAUUUUGAGCCGAGGCCUGAUGUCACGGCUUAUGGGGAUGAUGCCAAGCUCCAACAGAAGAAGUUCGCAGAGGAUUUCGAGCCGAGGCCUGAUGUCACGGCUUAUGGGGACGAUGCUCAACUCAAAGGGAAGAAGCCAUUCAUGAAUACAUUCGAGCCAAGACCCGACGUAACAGCUUAUGGCCAGAAGUGAUGGUGAGAAGAGACAACGAUGAGGUGUUACUGCUUCACGUAAUGUAUUUGAUUUUAGUGCAGUAUUGUGAAUGUGUGUGUCGACAAAGCCGGUAAAUACCUCGAAUAGAACUGAUGUACGGCGAUGGUGAUUGUGGUGUGUCGCAUGUUCUGGUGGUGGUUUGUCAUUGCCUUGCAAAUUAUAAAACGGGGUUUUUAAGAGGCCUGUGCUUU